AUGGUGGAGGUGAAAAUAGAAUAUGAUUGGGAGCCUUUAAGGUGCUCUUCUUGUUGCGUGUUUGGUCAUGAGGAUAACUCAUGUCCAAAGAGGCCUCAGGUCGUUUCGAGUGGGGAGUCUAGUAAGAAAAUUGAUGAUUUUCAGGUUGUGGGUGCAAAGAAGAAGAAAUCUACUAAUCAAGGUCUUCCCAUGAAAAAUCAGAAGCCUAAGGUAGUGUACAGACCAGUUGUAAACCCUAAACCAAUCUCGUCCUUGAAGAAGCCGGUGAACAAUCAGGUAUCACCGUCAAACCCCUUUGAUGCUCUUAAGGGUGAUGAUGGUGGUCAGGGAGGUAGUACUGUGGGUCGUAUAGAGAAGAAGGAGAAAAAGUCGAGUGACAGGCAGGAUUCAGAUGAAGAGGAGGUCGAAGAAGUCUACAAUGAAACUAGGUUGUGCUACUUUCUGUUCGUUUGCUUUGCUUUGCAUGUUCUUGCCGUUUGUUUUCAAUCUUUGUGCAUGGAGAAGAAUCAAGAUAAUAGUUUGGAGGAUUUAGGGUUUCAAUCAUUUUCUGAUAGGUUGCAUGGGGACGUGUUUAUUCGGCAGUCGCCUACAACACAAGAGUUACGAAAUAAACCCAUAAGUCUUGGGAAGGGUUUUGAGGGGAGGCCGACCAAUAUUGAUGAUAAUCCAUUGAUUGCCAGACGAGGUGUGGUUCAGAAUGAUCAGAAGGAUCCAAGGCCGAUCAUUGUUAUUAAUGAAUUGCUAAAGAUUACUACUCCAGUUUCCGCCGCUGUUGAUAGUAAGGCAGAAAACUCAAGUGGAGGAGCUGAGCGAUUAGGAAAGCAAGAAAGGGUCAGCCAAUCGUAUGCAGCAAAACUUGCACCGACUCAGUCAUCUCACAAGGUAAACUUUCGGUAUAUGGAAAACAUUGAGGCUGUUGAUGAUGUUGAUGUAAUGAUUCCUAUUGAGUCUGUCCAGCAAGUUCAAGACAGAUUUGCAAAUGUAUUGUUUGGUUAUUUUCUUGGAAAAAGGUUAGUGUUCCCUGUGGUGGACUACUUCGUUAGAAACAGGUGGGAAAAAUAUGGAAUUCAGAAAUGCAUGAUGAAUGGGAAAGGGUUUUUCUUUUUUAAGUUUAGCUCUAAGGAGGGUAUGGAUAAAGUUCUUCAGGAUGGGCCAUGGCUCAUAAGAAACAUACCGUUAUUCUUGAAAUACUGGUCUCCAAACACGGAACUGAAAAAAGAGGAAUUAAAGAAGAUCCCAGUGUGGGUUAAAAUGCAUGAUGUUCCUUUAGCUGCAUACACCGAAGACGGUCUGAGUUUAAUUGCUUCAAAGAUUGGUGUCCCAAAAGUGCUUGAUAACGAAACAUCUAAAAUGUGUACCGAGUCUUGGGGUAGGAGUGGAUUCGCUAGAGCGAUCAUAGAACUCGAUGCGGAGAAGGAAGCUAAGGAUAACAUUAUGAUUGCCAUUCCGAAUGUAGAGGAUGGAGGUAUCUUAAAGAGCAACAUACGUGUUGAAUAUGAAUGGAAGCCACCUCGGUGCAACACUUGCAAGGUUUUUGGCCACAUAUCUGAGGAAUGCCCGAAGAUAAGUGUUGAAAAGGUAGAUACGGAAAACAAAGGGAAGAAUAAAGUGGAUGAACAAGGUUUUAAAUAUGGUAAUAAUAGGAAGAAAGCUUCAAAACAGCAAUACCAUGUUAAGGAGAAACCAAAAGACGAGGAAGAGUCGGAUGUGGAAGAGGUUAGACUUGCUAUGGAUGAUGGAAUGCCGAACCUUAUGAAAGGAGAUUCGUUCAACAAAACAGGUGCAAGCACACCUGCUGAGAAGGUGAUAGCCGUUUUGGAGUCUCAUGUUAAGGUUGCUAAUUUGGACAAGGUAUGUAAGAAUGUGUUUAGAAAUUGGGAUUGGGCCUCGAAUGGAGCGAUGUGUGCAAAAGGCACUAGAAUUAUUCUGGGGUGGCACAUGGAUAAUAUAGAUGUUAUGGUGGUUGAUGCUAAUAGCCAGGUCAUGCAUACUCAGAUCAUGUUUAAAAACGAUAAAAAGAUGAUUUAUGCAUCGUUUGUCUAUGCUAGUAAUUGUUACAAAGAAAGAAGGCAGCUGUGGGAGUCGCUGAAAAUGCAUAAAGGGCUGGUUAACAACAAUCCUUGGAUUAUUCUAGGCGAUUUUAAUGUUGCUCUUAAUAUAGAAGAUAAAUACAUGGGGAGUUCUAAAGUGAACGCUGUGAUGACUGAAUUUAAGGAUUGUGUAGAAUAUAUGGAAGCUUUUGAUAUUAAUGCAAGCGGAAUUCAUUACACAUGGAACCAGCGAUCUAAAACGGGAGUGGGGAUUCGGAAGAAGUUGGACAGAAUCAUGUCAAAUGUUCACUUUACUGAUGCUUUUCCUGAAGGCCAUGCUGUUUAUUUGCCCUAUGGGGUUUCGGACCAUUGUCCGUGUGUUUUAAAGCUGCCAUCUAGUCAAAAAGCUAAACCAAAACCUUUCAAGUUUACCAAUAUGUUGGUUCAUAAGAAGGAAUUUGUGGAGAUUGUGCAAAGGGGUUGGAACCUUAAUGUGGAUGGUGUUCCAAUGUUUCGAGUUGUGAAAAAACUAAAGGGUUUGAAGCAUGCCUUUAGAUCUCUUCUGCAUAAACAAGGAAACAUCCACAAAAAGGUUGAUGAUCUUAAAAAAGAGCUGGAUAUUCUUCAAAGUAAUCUGGAUAGGGAUCCGAAUAAUAGUCAUAUUAGAGAUUCUGAAUCGGCCUGUUUGAAAAGGUACCACGAAGCUACUCUUGAUGAAGAGAGAUUUUUGAAACAAAAGGCCAAACAAAAAUGGUUGGAGGUGGGUGAUGCUAAUACGGCUUAUUUCCAUAACGUCGUUAAAUGCCGUAACCAUGUUAACAAAAUCCAUUCUAUUAAAGAUGCUGAAGGUAACCAUCAUGAUGGGGAGGGGGUGGCGGAUGCCUUAGUUGACCAAUUCAAAGUUUUUCUUGGUAAUAAAGGGAAUGUUUCUAAGAAGCUGGAUCCGAAUAUCAUCUCAACAAAGCUUAGUAAUCAGGUCGCUAACCAUAUGAGUAGGCGUGUCACUAUUGAAGAGGUAAAGGGUGCUAUAUUUUCUAUUAAUGAGAACAAAUCCCCGGGUCCGGAUGGAUAUACGUCCGAACUUUUUAAAAAAUCAUGGGAGAUCAUCAGUUCUGAUGUUACUAUGGCGGUUCUUGAUUUUUUUGAAUCGGGCAGAUUGCUCCAAGAAAUCAACCACACGUUCUUAGCAUUGAUUCCAAAGGUUGCCACUCCUAGUAUUGUCACGGACUACAGGCCGAUUUCAUGUUGUAAUGUCAUUUACAAAGGUAUAAGCAAGAUCAUCACCAACAGGAUUCUUGAGGGCCUCAAUGAGAUAAUUAGUGAAAACCAAUCGGCUUUUGUCCCGGGGAGAAGAAUUUCGGACAACAUUCUUCUAACUCAAGAACUCAUGCAUAAUUAUCACCGGCAAGUUGGUCCUCCGAGGUGUGCCUUCAAGGUGGACAUUCAGAAGGCCUACGACAUGGGAUUUUCUUCGUGA
Molecule: messenger RNA, 3507 nt
Organism: Helianthus annuus (common sunflower)
Lineage: Eukaryota; Viridiplantae; Streptophyta; Magnoliopsida; Asterales; Asteraceae
Exons: 4
Coding region: 1-3507 (1168 amino acids)
Molecular function (GO): zinc ion binding; nucleic acid binding
Source: RefSeq, a predicted model, not a curated record